CACGGUCUUGCCUUCAAGGACGACCCCGUAGCCCGACGAGAUGGAGCCUGCUACGAAUGGAACCACCCAAACCAAGGUGGAUGAGGAACAGGCACGCCGCGCAAAGCGUGCCGCUCUUAAGGAACUCAACGUCCAUCAUGCAGGGCUAGAGCCAGCCAAGGCGUUGGAUUCCUCGCUCAAGAGGCAUACCGCUCUGAUCAAGCGUAUGCGGCAGUCCGUCGGUCUCGAGAACCGCGAGCACAUUCUCAAGGACAUCGAGUCAUUGUCUCUGGAGAAGUACGUGGAUGAGAUAGUUGGAGCAGUUGCAGAGGGCAUUUUGAGGUGCAAGACGGAGAAGGACGUCUGGAGUGCGGUCGAGAUCAUAUCUGCAUUACACCGCCGUUUCCCCAAGACUUUCACUCCCGGAAUCAUCUCUUCCGUGACCACCGCGAUUGCACCGCCGUCUCGCGCGCUCCUCGCCACACUGACUCCGGAACAACGCGAGAAGGAAGACUCGGCUCGUGUCGCACGUCAACGUCCCGUCCUACGCGUUUGUGCUGAACUUGCACUGGUAGGUAUCAUCAGGGAUGGGCCCGAGAGAAGCGGUGGAGAAUGGAUCAUGAAGGCGGUCCGAGAUCUACUAUCCAACGACCCUUCGCUCUCUUCUUUGCCGUUACUACUUGCUUUCCUCAAGUCAUACUCUCGACCCUACCUUGGUAUCGUGCCUCCACAGGCGUCGAAGCAAAUCUCUGCCUCCUCUGAACCGGGGACACUCUCCGAAGCUGCCAGUGAAGAAGCCCAGACGAAUGGCUCGUCCCCUACGCUCAUCAAUGAAAGCGAGGAGUUGGUGGAGAAAGAGAUCCGGGAUAGAUUCAAGAAGAUGUGCGAGGGAUACUUCGACAACGUUGCGAAAAAGCUUGUCAUCGAACACAACCGCUUGCAAGAUCAAGAUAGAAAAAACCACGAAGCAUAUAUCCGCUCGGGGGAGAUCUUCGAGGAUCGCCAGCAGGCGUACGAGAAGAUGACGAAGAGCUAUGAGAAGCUCAUUGGGAGCUGCCAGAGCCUCUCGGAGCAAUUGUACCUCCCUAUGCCGACGCUUAAGAGCGCAUCGCAGAAGUCCGAGUCUAUCCAGAUUGGCAUGAACACUGGAUCCAGCCUCCUUGGUGGAGACUCUGAGGAGCUGAGCAGUGGAGGAGGCAAGUGGGAAGAUGAAGAGGAGCGUCGCUUCUUCGAGGAAAUUCCGGACCUCAAAGAUUACGUUCCAUGGAGCGUGCUUGGGCUUGAGGGAGAUGGUGACGGUGACAACGAAGAUGGCAGGGAGAAGGAGAGGAAGGAGAAAGAGCGUGUCCAGGAGGAGGUACGGAGGCUUGAGGAGGAGCUUGCAGAGAUGAAGGUGGGCGAGGACGGGACUGCCCUGCCCAAUGGGAAGGCGGAGAAGGAGGUAGAAGAGGAGGAUGCAGACGAUGUGCCUACUCCGACGCCUGGCACCCCCAAGGAGUCCCCGAGCACGACCCCACAGUUGGCGCCUCAGGGACCGUCCCAGCUUCUUACGGCACUUCUCGCUAGGCUUCCAGAUGCAACGAACCGGUCGCUCAUCGAUCAGGCUGCUGUGGACUUCGCGUUCCUGAACUCAAAGGCAGCGAGGAAGAGGCUCAUCAGAUUCAUGAGCCAAAUACCGAGGAACCGUACAGAUCUCUUGCCCCAUUACUCUCGGCUUAUCGCUAUCCUCAAUCGCUAUAUGCCGGACAUUGGCACCGAAAUUGUUGCCUCGCUGGAUGAAGAGUUUCGAUAUCUCCAGCGGAAGAAGAAUGUCGUGAAAGAGCUCGUGGAAGUCCGCAUGCGCAACAUCACCUUCCUAUCAAAUCUCACGAAGUUCCGUGUCGUGCCACCCCACGUCAUCUUGCACAUGUUCAAGGUGUGCCUGGACGACUUCUCUGGGACGAAUGUCGAGAACCUCGCGAUGUUGCUGGAGGGUUGCGGGCGUUUCCUGCUGAGGAGCGAGGACACUAGAGAGCCGUUCAGCAAGAUGAUCGAGCUCAUGCGGAGGAAGCAGAGCAUGCAGCACUUCGAUCAGCGCCAACUCCUUUUGCUCGAGAACGCCUACUACCAGUGCAACCCCCCAGAGCGCGCCGCUCGUCAAGUGAAGGAGCGCACUCCAAUGGAGCUCUUCAUCCGUCACCUCAUCUAUGACGUCCUGGCGAAGAAGACGAUCGACAAAGUCUUGAAGCUGCUCCGCAAGCUCGACUGGGCCGACGCGGUGGUCCAACGCACGCUGCACAAGGUGUUCACAAAGCCGUGGAAGAUCAAGUAUAGCCAUAUCUCCCUGCUUGCGAUGCUCACGUAUGACUUGCAACGGUACCACCCUGCAUUUUCGAUUGGGGUCGUCGACCAGGUCCUAGAAGAUAUCAGGAGGGGUCUAGAGUCGAACUUGUACAACAUGAACCAGAGGCGUAUCGCGUCUGUCAAAUUCCUCGGAGAGUUGUACAUCUACCGGCUGAUCUCCAGCGGCAUCAUUUUCGACACGCUGUGGACAUUGGUCACGUUCGGUCAUCCUGACGGGCGCCCCCUGCCUGGGCAGCCCUCCCCUGUCGAUAUGCCGGACGACUUCUUCCGUAUCCGCCUCGUCUGUGUCCUCCUUGACACGUGCGGCAUGUGCUUUGACCGAGGGUCCCAGCAGAAGAAGCUCGACAACUUCCUGACGUUCUUCCAGCUCUAUGUUCACUGCAAGAACCCGUUGCCGAUGGACGUCGAGUUCAUGUUGAACGAUUCGCUCGAGGCUGUCCGGCCGAAGCUGGUGCAGUUCAGGAACUUUGAGGAGGCAUCCUCGGCUGUGGAUGAGAUGUUCAACGUCGCGCUCCAGAAUGCUGGCAUUGCAAGAGAUAUCGGAGACGCCGAUAACGACAGUGGCGAGGAGAGCGGAGGCGAAGACGACGACGAAGAUAAAGAACGACGCGGCGGGGAGGAAGAGGAGGAAGAUGAUCAAACGCAACCUGACUCUCAGAUCGACGAGCGUGCGCCAUCUCCGGAGGCAGUGCUCUUGAAAUCUUCAUCCACCUUGGAGCAUCUUGGUCCCACCGAGGAAGACGACGCCGAGUUCGCGAAGGAGCUUGCCAAGCUCGUCACGGACACGUCCGCGGAUUCCAGGAAGGUGGACAAGAAGACAGCAUUAGCGCUACUGGACACCGCCUUGCCGCCGCCAGUGGUGCGCAAGAAGCGUAACGAGGACAUUGACGAAGAUGAAGCUGGUGCCGAGAGCGCUCGGGAUCCUAGUGUUAUGAACUUCACGCUGUUCACAAAGCGUGGCAACAAGCAACAGACGCGCCAGAUCGCCAUCCCGGCAGAGUCUGCGCUUGCUGUCCAAACGCGGACUGCUCAAAUGCAAGACAAGGUCGAGCAGCAACAUCUCAAAAGGCUGGUGCUCAACUACGAGCAGCGUGAAGAGGCUGAGGAGCUCAAGGCUCUCGAGUCCCGCAGUCGUCAAGGACCAAUCAAGAUACGCCUUGCAGGCUAGCCCGUACUCCGCCGACACCUUUGCAGCUAGGACAUACAGAAGACCGACUCUUCUGGCUUGUGCUCGUCCAUCCGCCCAGCUUCGUGGGCAUCGCCCUUUCUAUCCUCUCCACAGCCUAGUGUGGGCCGCCGACGGUAGGAUAUCCGAUUGACUGCUGACUGAGAUCGCUCGUCCUCGCUCGGCGUGGUACAAUGUUGGGCAGGUUAGGAUACGUCCGUGCCUGCGCCAGACGUAUUCCUCGAGCCACUGACAAGUGUGGCUGCCACAGCGUCGCGCUGUGUACGUCCGCUUUCGCGUUGCUGCGUGUUUCGGCGCUCAUGCUUUUAGUCAUGGCACGCGUUUGGUCUGUAUGAAUCGUCCGGACCUGUUCUAGGACCCGUGUCCUCUGUACACUACGCCGAUGUAUCUCAGCUAUUCUCAUUCUUCCCACAUGCAAUCCAACCUUGUGAAUCUUGC
Molecule: messenger RNA, 3946 nt
Organism: Dichomitus squalens LYAD-421 SS1
Lineage: Eukaryota; Fungi; Basidiomycota; Agaricomycetes; Polyporales; Polyporaceae
Product: transcription factor
Exons: 13
Coding region: 41-3490 (1149 amino acids)
Biological process (GO): nuclear-transcribed mRNA catabolic process, nonsense-mediated decay
Cellular component (GO): cytoplasm; exon-exon junction complex
Molecular function (GO): RNA binding; protein binding
Source: RefSeq, a predicted model, not a curated record